ACGUUUUCAGUGUCGUGCCGCGCUAUUGGAAUCCUGCGUUGUGUUGUAUUUGGAUGUUUAUUGAAGAUAUUUCUCAAUGGAAUCCAAAAUGAAAUGUCUCGUAAAAGGUUGCGUUUCAAAUCAAGAACGGAAAGCGCCUGGAAUAGUUUUUCACAAGCUUCCUUCUGAUGAGGCUCAACGGAAGGAAUGGCUUAAAGCAAUUGGUAAGCCAGAUCGAAAUAUUCCCCCAAAGGGAGCCGUUUGUUCCCUACACUUUUCAAAGGACUCUUAUAUAAAAGUUCGUAAAAAGCUUCGGUUAUUAAGUGUUGCAGUUCCAUCAGUGAAGUUAAAAAUCAAGAGAGACUCGCCGCGUUGCUUUAUACCAAAUUGUUCAUCAAAUAAAAAUUCUAUCGGCGUGACAUUUUUUCGUGUUCCGCACAGCCUCGUGGUACAAGCUCGUUGGGCCAGUCGAAUACCAGACAAAAAAGUUAAAUUUCUUAGAGGAUCUCAAAUAUGCCACAUACACUUCGAAGAUCGAUAUCUUAUGAAAAAGAAAUCAUUUGUAAACCAGGAAGGUGUUGAUCAUAAAGUUGAAGUUGAUAAUCUGAGAUUGAAAAAAGGUGCUGUACCAACUCUCUUUGCAGUUGACCAGGAUACAAACCAUGUAGAAAAUCUGACGUCUAGAACAAUAUUUCGUUUGGAAACAACAUGCCGAACAUGUUCUGUGCAGUUUAGUGACGAAAAGGAUUGUACUCAACUGUUUGCGGGGCCUUUAUCACUUAAAAAUUUCCGGCCAGAUUUGUUCAACGAAUUAAUCGCUUUUGGUUUGCAAGUGACAGAAAACGAUUGUUUGCCUCAACAAAUUUGUCAAAAAUGUCUGCAGAGUUUUUCAAUAGUUAUGCAAUUUAGAAAGCAAUGUCAAAGUGUUCAGAGAGAUCUAGUAAAAUAUUUCAAAUCAACAGAAAACGUAGAUACAGUUGAUAAUGCUAAACCAGCGUUACAGGUUAGCUCUGUUCAAAUUUCGAAAAUUGUCGACUUUAUCCAAGCUCAAACACCUAAACCGGCAAAAACUAACCCUGUCCCAACUUCUAAUUCUGCUAAUGAUGACAAUUUUACAACUUCCAAACAUGCGGAAAAUGAUCUAAGUGUUAAAAAUGAGGUUGACUCUAAAUCCGACAUACACUUUCACAAUUCCAAUGUAGCAAAGGCAGAGGAUCAGGAAAAAUCCAUUGAAAUUUCCCAACCCGCCCAAUUUGUCCAUGUUCCACCACCCGAGCCGGUGGAUCCUGAUCCCGUUCGAAGUUCUACGUCCGCUAAUAUUGACAAUCUUGAAAGUUCAAAAUGCACGAAAAAUGAUCUAAAUCUUAAAAAUGCUGAGCAUGCUGCGAUCCUACGUCCGGAUUCUACGUCCUCUAUAACCGUCAAAAUUUCCAAUGUCGCUAAGACUGACCUUACACAAACUAUCAAGCCUACUAAUUCCAAACAUUUUCAAAUCUCAAAACCUGUAGAUAUUGAUCCUGAACAAAAUUCCAAUAUUGACUCUAUUUCCUUUAAUCACAUCCGAGAAUCUAAUUCGGCAAAAAUUGAAUUUGUAGAAGGUACUAAGUCUGCUAGCUCAAAUCAUCUUCAAACCCUUGAUCCUGCGAUUGUUGAGUCUGAACAAAAUUGCAAUCCUGAAAAGGUUGGCCUUAACUCUUCUAACGACAGCCAACCUCGCAGUUCGACACAAAUUGAUCUUGUGGAAAUAACCAAGACUGCUAGCUCUAACGUUGUCCAAAGUCCUUAUCCUGCGAAUAUUCACUCUGAACAGAAUUUAAAUCCUGAAGAGGCUGACCUUAACUCUUUUAACGAUAGCCAAACUCCCAGUCCAGCCCAAAUUGAUCUUGUAGAAACUGCCAAGACUGCUAGCUCUAGCUAUAUUCAAAGUCCUAAUCCUGCCAAUAGUCAUUCUGAACAAAAUUUCAAUCCUCCGAAUGCUGACCCUGCCUCCUUUAAUCACAGCCAGUCGACAAAAGGUGAUCUUGUACAAAAUACCAAGCCUGUUAGCUCUGUUGAAACCUGUAAACCUGCGAACAUUGAUCAUGUAUUAAACUCCAAGGAUGACAACCACAACCAAGAUCAAACAAUCAAACCUACGAAAUUUGAUUCUACCCGAAUUUCAGAGCCUGUUGAAUCUAAAGAACAUUGUGAGAUUGCUUUUGUUGCACCUCCAAAGAUUUUGGAGCCUAUCAUUUCUGUCACAUAUUCCAAACCUGCAACGAAUAAUCGUUGCGGCAAAGUUAAUAAGAAAAUCAACAAUAAACGAAAACUUGAUAAAGGAGGUGAUGUUGACGUUGACACACUUUGGGCAAACAAAAUUUUAAGGAAUGAUGAAUUCUUUCCUUCGGAUGACGAAAGUGACGACGACUGGAAAUGUGAAUAUUUUAUUAAUCCAGAAGAUGAAGUAUUUCCAAACGAAUCCAAUUUUCAAGCCGAUGUAAACAAGCCUUUCUCUGCGAAAAAUGAUUCUCUGCCAGUAAAACAUGUACCAAGUAAGUAUGACUGUGAUUCAGAAACUUCGAGUGCUGGAAGGAAGAGGUGCAAAUUGUGUCAACGGCUUACUGACUACUAUUGCAAGGAGUGUCCGAACUCUCCCAGAUUAUGUUUAGAUCCAUGUUUCCAAGGCUUUCACCGUCCAUCGUCGGGACCAGAGCAAAUUCUGAAGAGUGGAAAUUUGAUAAAUAACAAAUCACUGGAAUCAGAAGUGCUACAUUGUUGUACAUUUUGCGGACGUUGCUUCUUCAAGAUCGCUACUCUUGAGUUACAUACUAAAAACUGUGAAUACCGUUAUUCAACUGAUGAGGUUGACGAUUUAAUAUGCGUUGUUUGUACAAUAAAAUGUGAAGAUAAAGAAAAAUUCGAAAAACAUAUGGAAGAUUUCCACAAAGAUGAUUUGAGACCUGAAUGUCCGCAUUGCAAUCGGAAAUUUGCUACGAGAAGAGCUCGUGAUUCCCACAUUGAACGUGUGCAUGAAAAGCGGAAAGAAUAUAAAUGUGAGACUUGUCAACGUGUAUAUUUUUCAAAAGCAUCUCUUGAGGAUCAUGAAAAACGGGUACACCGAGAAGGGUUUUUCGAAUGCAAAAUGUGCGACGCUACAUUUACGCAUCCGAAAGAGUUCAGAACUCAUACUUUGCAGCAUGCAGAAAGGAAAAAACAUAAAUGUGAUCAAUGCGACAAACGGUUUGAAAAUUCUGUCCAAUUGAGGAACCACAUGCGUACACAUACAGGGGAAAAACCACAUUUAUGUCACAUUUGUGGACGUUCGUUUCCAUACAAACAAGGAUAUCUGGAACAUGUUGUGGGCCAUGAGAAGAAACAAGGUGAAUUCAAAUGUGAUUUAUGCAGUAAAACGUUCAGCACGAGGCGUAAGCUACGGGAGCAUAAGUACGGCCACAUAAGACAGCAAAAUAAAGUUUCAAGCUGCAUAUUAUGUAAAGAAAGAUUCGAAAGGAGAACCUUAUAUUUGAAACAUAUGGAAGUGGUCCAUGGCAUUCUUCGAAGAUUCGUGGAAGUUGAAAAGGCUCUCGAAUUUACUUGUGAUAUUUGCAAGAAAGGUUUCACUAAAGCCUAUUCUUUGGAGAAUCAUAUGUUAUCAAUGCAUGAUCCCCAGAAGAAAUAUGUUUGUGAAAAUUGUGGAUGCAGAUUUAUUCGAAGAUAUGAGCUAGUCGCUCAUCUUCGAAAAGCUCAUGGGAAGAAAAAGGAUGUUAUAUGUGGCGUAUGCAAUCAAAACUUUUGGGAUUUAUUCGGAUUGAAAUAUCAUUCUAGGGUUCAUGAAGGUGAGAGGCCUUACAAAUGUUUCCACUGCCCAGUCGCAUAUAAAAACAAACGAGUUCUGAUCACACAUCUACGUCGCAAAAACAUACCAUAUGAACAUCUAAUCAAAGAGGACGACUUUGACAUGGAAAAACUCACAGAAAAUGAAUUGGAGGAAAUUGAAAUGGAUGACAGUGAAAUGGAGGACAAUUAUAUGGAAGACAAUGGAAUUCAAGUUUUCGAAGUUGAACAAAUGGAGGAAAUAGCGAAAAUCCCCCGUAAAGUGAUGAUGAACGAUGUUGACCAACUGAAUCUCAAGCAGCGGCCGAUUGGCAACACAUGCCGCACUUGUGGAACGACGGCAGAAAGUGAUGCUGAAUUUACGCAUCUUUUCACAUCGGCCUCGGCAGUUUCCAAAGAAAUUGUCCACCUUUUGCAUUCUCUUGAAUUCAAAUUCAACGAAAAUGAUGGGCUCCCGAAAAAGAUGUGCAAGAACUGUCUCAAAACAUUUGCAGCUUUUAGUGAAUUUCGUAAACAUUGUGAGAAAGUUCAGGAGCGUCUAUUGGCAGUUUUUAGUUUGCAAUCCGCAGAUGCAGCUACAUUGAACUUCGCUGAAGUACCAAAAGCGGAAUUUAAGCAAGAGGAAGAUCUGGUUAUAAUAGAGGAUUUACACGAUGACUUCCUUUUAUCCGAUAGUGAUAAUGAAAACAAUGACUGUGAGAAUAAAACCCAAAGCAAGACAACAUUAGACUCUGAUAAUUUACCUAAGGAUGAAAUGGUACCGAAGGGAAGUGAUUGGAAGUGUGAAUACGUCCUAAAUUCGGAUUCUGAUACGGACGAUGGGGAGAUGGAGGAAACAGAGAAGGGAGAUGUGCGACCUGGUGUAUCUAAGCUCGAGAGCUCAACUCGAAACCAGAAACAGGAAAAGUCCAAUAAAGUACACAUUAAAGGUUUGUUCAAAAAUAUUGAAAGGAAGGAGACAUGUCCUUAUUGUCACAAUAAAUUUGCUCGUGUGAGGCUGCAUAUUCAGCUGUGCCCCAAAGUCAUUGGGAAGCUGUGCAAAUAUUGUACUCGACGAUUUGAAUCUGAUGAAGAAUUGGAGGAGCACAUUGACACUAUGCAUUCCGAAGGACAACCUGCUUGCCCCAUUUGUUUUUGCAGUUUUCAAACUUUCAAUCAACGCACAAACCAUAUGCGAAAAAUACACGAACGAGGACUCACUAAAUGUGAAAUAUGUAACAUAGACUUUCAUAGUAAAUAUUAUCUGAUAAAGCAUAAUAAGAAAGAGCAUAUCGCCGUUGUCAAUCGGGAGUGUCCCGAGUGUAAGAAAGUGCUAAAAACUGAAUACACUUAUGAACGCCACAUGAAAGCCCAUACCGACGAAAAACUUUUCCAGUGCAAACAUUGCGGGAAAGGUUUCAUGCAACCGCGUAACAUGAGAAUUCACGAAGCUAAACAUACUGGUCCUGUGGAACGAAGCUUUUUAUGUGAUAUGUGUGGAGAAUCAUUUCUUGGUUUCACUCAUCUACGAGUACAUCAAGGUAAAAAACAUGCGAUCGAGGUGUCGAAGGCAUAUCAAAAACGAAGCUAUAUAUGUCCAGUUUGCGGAAAGGGCUUCUCUUAUAAGGGGCUGGAAAAUCACUUUAAUAAACAUACAGAAGAAGAGAAAAAGGCUUCACCAUUAAUUAGAUAUCCAGUAAAAGUGGGUACAACCAAAAUUGUGAGAUCGACGAGCACACGUUCGAAAAAAGCAACUUUCAAAUGUACUCUCUGUCCUCGUUUCUUUGCUACAACUUAUGGUUUAGAACAGCACUUGCAACGGCACGUAGAGAAGCGACCUUUCAACUGUACAGAAUGCGGCAACGGGUUCAAACGUAUAACUCAUUUGAAAGCACAUGUACGCCGGAUACAUCGCAAGGAGAAACGUUGCGUUUGUUUAAAGUGUGGAAAAGGAUUUUCGGAAAAUUACGAACUACUGUGCCAUCAACGGGUCCACGAAGAAAAUUAUCCUUAUAAAUGCAAUCAAUGUCCUGCUGCCUAUAGGUGGCUGCCUAAGCUGCGAGCUCAUACGCGGCAACACUCUAAUGAAAAACCAUACAUCUGCCGAAUAUGUGGAAAACGAUACGCUUCCUGCAGUACCUUAAAAAAUCAUUCUCUAACUCAUUCGGCCGCAGAAUUGAAAAAUCUAAAUGAGCAGCUGGUAAGCAUGUACGAGCAAGAAAUGGAUGAUUUAGCAGCAAAUGAUGUUGAAAACCACCAACCUAAUGAUGAGGAACCUAAGGGCUCAAAAACUGAUAGCCAAGAAGCUUCAUUCAGUAAUCAGGAAGAUAAAAUGAGUAUCUUCGAAGACGAUGAUAUUUUGGCAUAACAGCAAGACUCGCUGAGAAGAAUAUUUGAAAAUAUCAAUACAAUAAAUGUUUUCUAGAA
Molecule: messenger RNA, 6198 nt
Organism: Hermetia illucens (black soldier fly)
Lineage: Eukaryota; Metazoa; Arthropoda; Insecta; Diptera; Stratiomyidae
Exons: 18
Coding region: 77-6139 (2020 amino acids)
Biological process (GO): regulation of transcription by RNA polymerase II
Cellular component (GO): nucleus
Molecular function (GO): RNA polymerase II transcription regulatory region sequence-specific DNA binding; zinc ion binding; DNA-binding transcription factor activity, RNA polymerase II-specific
Source: RefSeq, a predicted model, not a curated record